Aspergillus ibericus CBS 121593 is the source of this 948-nucleotide messenger RNA. RefSeq lists its product as uncharacterized. Bases 18 to 728 code for a protein of 236 amino acids. NCBI's taxonomy places the organism in Eukaryota, Fungi, Ascomycota, Eurotiomycetes, Eurotiales, Aspergillaceae. Gene Ontology annotation, molecular function: DNA-binding transcription factor activity; sequence-specific DNA binding; zinc ion binding. The record is from RefSeq and is a predicted model, not a curated record. Gene Ontology annotation, biological process: DNA repair; regulation of DNA-templated transcription. The transcript has a single exon.
GCUUAUGUCGCAGCAUCAUGCAGACAGAAAUUUCGAGUGCAUCAAAUUGUUCCAAUAUGUAUCAAAGUUCCCACUCGCGUUGGAAUGCCCUCGCUCACCGCGCCCCCUCUUCGCACUCAUCCUUCAUCUACGGCGUCAAGUCCACCAAUAUCUACUGCCGCCCCACCUGUCCCGCCCGCCUCGCACGCAGGGCCAAUAUCAUCUUCUACGACACGGCAGUUGAAGCGCGACGGGACGGCUUUCGUCCAUGCAAGCGAUGCAAACCGGACACUGCGGAGUUUCUUGGCGAGGGAGAAGAGGUGGUCAUCAGAGUUAUAGCUCUUUUGAGGAUAAAGCAGGAUGAUCAGAGGAUAAAACGCGGCUUGAAGGAUUUGGCACGAGACGUCGGAGUUUCGCCAAGCUACCUCUGCCGGGUGUUCAAGAAGACGAUGGGGAUUACGAUAGGCAGCUACAAGAGGGAAUUUGAAAAGGAGGCAACUCAUAUGGAGGCAGAGACUGACACCAUAACUGCAUCCCCCGAAACCUUUGGCCCAUGGGGUAUGGAUGCUGGGACGGAGCCCACGUCAGACAUAAUAGCUGAAAGACCCGCGGUACUCGUGAAGGAACCUGACAGCGGAUUGGAAGAGGACAUGGGAAGCCUUCCAGAUGCUUUAAACUUCAAUCUGGAUGAUUGGUUUCGGUUUGAAGACUUUUGGAAUCAAGGUUCAACUACUACCAGCGUCGGGUGAUUGCCAUGUCGGGUUAGUCGCCAAUAAUGAUAUCAUUAAUAUCAUCAUUGUGUCCCUUGAUAUCAUGAGCUGGUCUCAGUAUGGUUCGAGCAAGUCACCUGGCUGGCAAAAGUAUUUCUUGGCUUACAGGUCGCCAUUCGGGUCUUCCGCUGGUUUACUGAAAUACUACUCGGCUACUCCGAAGCAGUUAGGCGACUGUCUAGAAAGCUUGAAAAUAUGU